AUGUCGUUCGCGCCACCGCCGCCCGCCAACAGCACAUGCGGGGGGGGCGAUGGGGGCGGGGCGGGCGGGGCGGGCGCGGCGUGGGGGCUGCAGUACCUGUGGAACGUCAGCGCGCCGGCCGGCGUGUGCUGCGUGGCGCUCUUCGCCGCCGUCAAGCUGCGCGCCGAUCACCGCCUGCCGUCCGCGCGCCACGCGUGGCGCAAGCUGCGCGCGGUGUGGCACGUGACGGACGCGCAGAUCGUCACGCUGUGCGGAGCGGACGCCGCCGACUACCUCAUCCUGCUCGUGCGCCUUCGCCCCCCGCACUCGCGCUGCACGUGUGCGCUCAUCGCGGCGCUGCUGGUGCCGGCGAUGGCGCUGCUGUUCCCGGCCAACGUGCGCGGAGCGGACUCCGCGGUGUGUGACUACCUGGCGGCCGCCACCAUCGCGCACGUCGCGCCCGCCGCGCCCGCGCUCUGGCUGCACGCGCUCUUCGCGCUCCUGCUGCCCCCCGCCAUGCACCUCGCCAUCCGCGCCUUCCGCCGCCAGCGCGUGCGCGCCAGGGCGGCAGCGCAGGGCAGGGAGGGGGGCACAGGCAGCGCAGGGGGGUCGGGAAGGGCGUGGGGUGGGGGGGGAAGCAGAGAUGGGGAGAGUCCGCGGGAAGGGUAUGCGGCUCUGCACUGCGUUGCCCGCCAUGGCGCUGCUGCUGCUGGCGCCAGUGGCGCUGAUGGCGCGGAUGGCGAUGGCGAUGAUGACGUGGACAUGACAGCGCAUGACGUGGCAGAGUACACCAUUCUCAUUCGCGGAGUUCCUAGAGGCCUGUCAGCCUGCCCCCAGCUACUGUUGGAGUACUGGGACCGCCUAUAUCCAGGGAGGGUGGCAAGGGUGCUGCAGCCGCCAGACGUGGCGGCAGCGCUGGCAGCCAGGCGGCGCGUGGCAGCGCUCUCAGCCCGCCUCGCCCAGGCACAUGCCAGGGCCGCUCUGCAGGGCACCGCAGGUAUGGAGACAGGUGCCGGCGCAGGGCCGCAAGCACAGGUGCAUGGAAAUGGUGGUUCUGACGUGACAUCUGUGCAUGAGCCUCUCAUUGCUUGGAGUGGCCGGCAGGGUCCAGCUGGCAUGCAGGGGAUGGGAGGGGAGAUGGAGGAAGGGGAAGAGGAGGAGGGAGGGAGAGGGGGGCAUGGCACUGGCACGGAUGGGCCCGUGGCGUCGUCUCUCCUCGCCUGCUUCCGUCUCUUCCUGCCGCCCCACGCCGCCCGCUCUGCAGUGCACUGCCUCUGCCUUUCCCCUCUCACCGCACUGCACUCGCUCUUCCUUUCCCUCUCCCACCUCCUCGCCCCCCUGGGGCUUCUCCUCCCCCUCACGUCCCCCGCCUGGCUGUGGGGCAUGGGGGUGAGCGACUGGGGGGAGGAGGCGCGGAGGCUGGAGGAGCAGGUGCGCAGAGCGGAGGGGGAGGCGCAGCUGUUGCGGAGGGGCAGGGGGGGCGGGGCGGGGGUGGCGCUGGUGGUGUUCCGCGAUGCCUACACGGCCACACGGGCUUUAAGAGACGCCCUGUGGGCCUCCCCCAGGUGGCGCCUGGCCCCCCUCGCCACCGCCUCCUGGCGUGUAGAGCGGGCGCCGCCCGCUGCCAGCAUCAUCUGGCGUAACGUGGGCGGCAGCCGGGCGGCGAGGCGUGUCCGCACAUGGGUGGUGAAUGUGGUUGUGGUGGUGGCACUGUGUGCGUGGUCGUGCCCGCUCGCCCUGCUCUCCGCCGUCUCGUCUGCUGCCCACACUGCUGAUACUGCUGCCCUCUCCCACCUCAACGCCUGGCUCUCAUGGGCGCGCAGCAACAGCGGCAAGGCAGCGGUGGUGCUGCAGUUUCUGCCCAACGUGCUCUCAUUCACGGCCAUGUACGGCGUCAUGCCCGCAGCACUGCACCGCCUCGUGCUGUUUGAGGGCCACAUCACCACGUCGCGCCAGCAGGCGGCACUGCUGCUCAAGCUCACCGCACUCUACCUCUUCAACCUCUACGUGCUCAAGGCACUGCUGGAGGCGCUGCUGCAGGCGGCACUGCUGCACGCACAGCGCUGCUCGCUGCUCUCCUCUCACUGCCCCACGGUGCUGCACUGGCUCAACGCCUCGCUCAUCCCGGCCUCCUCGCUCUCUGCGCUCUGCUUCCUCCUCACCUCCGCGCUGCUCGGUGUCUCCUUUGACCUCCUCGCACCCCUCGCCUGGCUCGCCCCCCGCCUGCACCGCCUGCGCCUCUCCCUGCGCCUUGCACUGCAGCGCCUGCUGCUCUCAGUGCAGCGCUUCUCACAGCACUGGCGCCGCAUUGCAAGGGCUGGAAGUGUAGGGGUUGGGGCGGGAGCAGGCAGAGAGGGUGUGGGGCUGGGGAAUGUGGGCAGUGGAUUGGACGUGCUGGGAGGUUGGGUGAGAGAAGUGGUGGCGGGGAGGGAGCAAGUGGGAGGAGUUGGAGUGGUGCAGAGCGGUGCUUAUGUGCCCCUGCCAGGUGAUGCUGUUGAGGAUCGUUGUGGGGAUGGUGAUCCUGAGACACGUGGCGGACAGCCAUUGGAUGACAUGGCUGAAGGUGGCAACCGGGCGAGUGAUGAUGAGGAGGGAGGGAGUGAGGGAGAGAGUGUGUGCAGCAGUGAGAGUGACCUUGGUUUGCUCUCUCUGCUCGAAGAGGCAGAAGCAGAGGCAGCAACUCACUCCCACCUCCUCUCCCCUUCCUCUCUCACCGCUCUCCUUUCACCCGCCUCACCCACCACCACACACACACCCUUGCCCCCACCCUCCACCCACCCACCCCCCUGCACGCCCCUCGACGCCUUCCCUCCGGCCCCUGGUGCGUGCAUACCGGACCCCACAGCAGCAGCAGCAGAACCAGGUGGCACGGGAGCAUCGCCACAACCGUCAGCAUCUACACCCCCCACACCAGAGGCACCACCACCAGGGGUGGAGGCACCAGUAGCAGGGGCAGGGGCACAAGAGCCUUGGAGGAAGCGGCGGGGCGUGCUGCAGUUUGACUAUGCGCAGUACUACGCAUACAACACCACGGCGCUCUGCCUGCUGCUCUUCCAUGCGCCCCUGGCCCCCCUCGUGCUGCCGGCCGGGCUGCUCUUCUUCUCCUACCGCCUCAUCGUCGACAAAUACAACUACCUCUUCCUCUACCGCGCACGACCGCACCACCACCACUCCCACCACGUGGCACCGCACUCAACCGCAUCGCACUCGUCCCCCGCAGCCUCGCUGCUGCCCCCUUCAGGCCCGCAACUGGUGUCAGAUGGGCGGCUGGUGAGAGCAGCAGUGGGGGUGCUGCGCAUGAGUGUGUGUGCCACCCUUGCCGCCCUCGCUGCAUUACUUGCCUUCAAAGGUGAUCCCGAUAGGCUGCAGGCCGUGCUGCUAGGGUCGGUAUCGGUUGUCCUUUCUGUGAUGUAUGGCAUAGAGGCUCUAGUGCGAGUGCCAGGGAAGGCACGAGUGGUGGUGGGUGCGCAUAGGCAUGGUGGUAACCACGUGUUGCCGGAGAGACUGGUGAAUAGGCCAACUGCUUAUGAGGUGUGUUGGCAACAAGUAUUGAAUGAAGAGCAGUGA
Molecule: messenger RNA, 3546 nt
Organism: Closterium sp. Naga37s-1
Lineage: Eukaryota; Viridiplantae; Streptophyta; Zygnematophyceae; Desmidiales; Closteriaceae
Source: the annotation of a GenBank genome assembly